ACUAGUCACAUCAAACUAUUCUGAGUACACAUUAUAUUCUUAUCUGACCAACAUUACUCGUUAGCGAUGUUCAAUACCUAUUAUACAAAAUGCAUAUUAUAUCUACGUCAUCUAUCUCGUACGUAAGUCGUUUUACAGUAUGAGCUCAGUUUAAACGUGACCACAACAACGUAAUCGACUAUUACAUUAUUAAGAAACUGUACACAAUAUACACCUUAUACCUAUAGUUGGCACGCGGCAAGUUGACACGCUGCCAGCAACCAUGGUUAACACCAUUGUAACGUAUUAUUUGCUCGUCGCGGCCACCGUGACCGCGUAUUACCACGCGUCCGCGGCUCGCAUACUCGGAGUGUUCCCGCACUACGGGUACAGCCAUCACAUGGUGUUCUUGCCUUACCUGCGGACACUGGCAGACCGCGGACACGACGUGCACGUUAUCAGCAACUUUGAUUCGUCGCAUCCGAACAUCACCGACAUCAGUGUCGAGGGCUCUAUGCCCAUGUUCAACAACAACGUCACUUUACCGGACAAUGCCGGGCACUUCGGCAUUGUCAGCGCGUUAACGAACAUGUUCAUACUGUACGGCUUAGCCAAGACAACGGAAGCCGUGUUCGACGCACCGGCCGUCCGGAGUCUACUCGACCACCACACCGCGUCGUUCGACUUGGUUAUCGCCGAACAUUUCAACAGCGAGCUGCCGCUUGGUUUCGCCGCAAAAUACCGCGUGCCGUUCAUUUUGCUCAGUAGCUGUCCGCUGACGCCGUGGACCAUGUCCCUGGUCGGCCAGCCGCAACAGAUAGCGUACAAGCCGUCCGUGUCUAGCGGCCUGCCGGAACGCAUGGACCUCGGCCAGCGGCUGACCAACACGGCCGUAGCGGUCGUGUCCGCUGCCAUGUUUCGGUUGAUGAACCGGCCCUGGAGCCAGAGGACGCUGAGAAAACGCUUGGGCCUGGACGUAUCCCUGGACGAGUUGGCGUCCAACGUCAGUCUGGUGUUGGUCAACACGCACUGGUCCUUAAACGGGGUAUCGCCGGCCAUGGCUGCUGUAAAGGAGAUCGGCGUACACGUCAUACCACCUAAACAACUGCCAGUCGACAUUCAGAAAUAUAUUGACGAAGCUGAGAAUGGAGUCAUUUAUUUCUGCAUGGGUAGUUUAUUAAGGGGUGAAACUUUUUCGGCCGAAAAAAGACAGAUGUUCUUAAAUGUCUUUAAUAAAAUUCCACAACGAGUUCUGUGGAAAUGGGAAGGUGACCUACCCGGAAAACCAUCCAAUGUAAUGAUUCGCAAAUGGAUGCCUCAACGAGAUAUUUUAGCCCACCCUAAUGUUAAACUAUUUAUAUCGCAUGGUGGCCUAUUGGGAACUACUGAAGCUGUGUAUGAAGGUGUUCCAAUAUUAUCAAUGCCAAUUUUUGGUGAUCAAAUGACAAAUAUCAAAGCUGUUGUAAGUAAAGGAGCUGCAGAGAUGAUGAAUUAUGGAGAUUUGAAUGAAGAUGAAAUUUUUAUAAAAAUAACAUCCAUGCUUACAAAUCCUAAAUACAGACUAAAGGCUAAACAGUUAUCAGAAGCUUUUCGUGAUCGGCCUAUGUCUCCUUUAGAAACUGCAGUGUAUUGGACAGAAUAUGUCAUCCGACACAAAGGGGCGCCGCAACUUCGGUCUGCCGCUGUCGGUAUGCCAUGGUACCAAUACUAUUUAAUCGACGUACUAGUUGUAAUUUUCUUAACUGUAACAACAAGUUUUGUUUUACUAUAUUGCUUAAUUUUUAAAGUUCUUUUAAAAUUGUUGAAUAGAAAAUUUAAACAGAAAAAAUCUUAAUAAUUAAGUGAAUUUGACUUGAGUGUUAUUAAUAAAAUAUACUAAAACCUAUA
Molecule: messenger RNA, 1866 nt
Organism: Rhopalosiphum maidis (corn leaf aphid)
Lineage: Eukaryota; Metazoa; Arthropoda; Insecta; Hemiptera; Aphididae
Product: UDP-glucuronosyltransferase-like
Molecular function (GO): UDP-glycosyltransferase activity
Source: RefSeq, a predicted model, not a curated record